Messenger RNA from Eremothecium gossypii ATCC 10895, 927 nucleotides. It is a transcript of the gene MPD1, whose product is annotated as protein disulfide isomerase MPD1. The record is from RefSeq and is marked provisional. Bases 1 to 927 code for a protein of 308 amino acids. Gene Ontology annotation, molecular function: protein disulfide isomerase activity; protein-disulfide reductase activity. Lineage: Eukaryota; Fungi; Ascomycota; Saccharomycetes; Saccharomycetales; Saccharomycetaceae. Gene Ontology annotation, cellular component: endoplasmic reticulum lumen. Gene Ontology annotation, biological process: response to endoplasmic reticulum stress. The transcript has a single exon.
AUGGCACAAGACGCAAACACAGCAAGUAGCACACCAGGCCGAAUAGCAAACAUGAAGAUUGGACUACUGGCGGCGGCGUUAGGCGGCCUGGCGGCCGCGCAGAACCUCUACGACCGCAAUCCGCACGUCAUGGAGCUGACUGCCAAGACGUUCAAGCGGGCUGUGCACGGAACGAACCACACGACACUUGUUGAGUUCUACGCGCCUUGGUGUGGCUACUGCCAAAAACUGAAACCCACGAUGGAACGCGCAGCGCGGGCCCUGGACGGGCUGAUGCAGGUCGCAGCGGUCAACUGCGACGUGGACGCCAACAAACAGCUGUGCGUCAAGCACGACGUCCGGGGCUACCCGACUCUGGCAGUGUUCCAGCCGGCGCCGGCCAAGGCGGGCGCGCGUGCACGCCACGUGCGCGAGCUCUACCAGGGCCAGCAGAAGCUUCGGCCGCUGGUAGACUUCAGCCUGGGGCGCAUACGCAAUCACGUGCGCCGCUUGGACGGCGACAAACUCCGCGCGCUGUUCGACGAGGGCGGCCCGCGGCCCGCAGCGGUGCUCGUGUCGGCGCGCGAGCGCGUGGCGCCGCUGUACAAGAGCAUGGCCAUCGAUUGGUUGGGCGCGGUAGACUUCGCCUUUGUGGCGGCCGCGAAGCUGCCCAAGGACACGCCCGUGCCGGACCGCCCCGGGCUUGCGCCGUGCGCCGAGCACCUGGCCGAGCACCUUGAUCGUAGUGCGCUGCUGCUGUUUAACCCGCAGGCCGACGAGUGCCGCGUCUACAGCGGCGAGCUGACCAAGCCCGCCGUCGCGGAGUUUCUCUCGCAGGCUGCCAUGCCGCGGGAGGGCCCGCUCUCGAAGCGCGAGCGCUUCCUGGAGACGCUGAAGGGCAAGAAACGUACUCGCGGGCCGGACCACGACGACCGCGACGAGCUGUAA